Molecule: messenger RNA, 3308 nt
Organism: Cyprinodon tularosa
Lineage: Eukaryota; Metazoa; Chordata; Actinopteri; Cyprinodontiformes; Cyprinodontidae
Product: olfactory receptor 2K2-like
Exons: 4
Coding region: 134-1141 (335 amino acids)
Biological process (GO): G protein-coupled receptor signaling pathway
Cellular component (GO): membrane
Molecular function (GO): G protein-coupled receptor activity; olfactory receptor activity
Source: RefSeq, a predicted model, not a curated record
UCAGACAGGAGACUGACUUCAUGCUCACAUGUAGAGUAGUGGUUGUUAGAUGUUAUUAUACAAUCUCUGUUGGUAAUGCUUCUGAUUAGAUGUUUUUAUUUUUUGAUGCUGUCACUACUUGAGAAUUUUCUGCAUGAUUUGGAGAGCUGUCCUGCUUUGGAUGGAGAACCAAACAACUCCUCUCAAACAGCCGAUUGUUUUUGAGCUUGAGGGUAUAAAUGUACAGCCAGGCACUGGAACCUUCUUGUUUCUGCUGGCUUUGCUUGCCUACAUAGUGGUGCUGCUGGGGAACGGUGUGGUGAUCUGUGUUAUUAUGACAGACAGGAACCUACACAGACCCAUGUUUGUCAUGAUCUGUCACCUGGUGGUCUGUGAUCUGCUGGGAGCCACAAUGGUGCUUCCUCGUCUCAUGAUGGACUUGUUGAUGGGGAUAAAGAAGAUUGCCUACAUCUCAGCCAUUGCUCAGGCCUUCUGUGCUCACACAUACGGUGCAGCAAUGCUGACUAUUUUAAGUGUGAUGGCCUAUGACAGGUAUAUUGCAGUGUGUGAGCCUCUGAGGUAUCUCUCCAUCAUGACAUCAGCUCGACUGCACUGCUGCUGCACUCUGGCCUGGAUUGUUGCCCUGUUGCUUAUUUCUGUGCUCUUCUCCUUCCACAUGAACGUCCCGCUGUGUGGCAGAACGAUCAAUCAACUAUAUUGUAGCAACCGGGAUAUCUUAAACCUGGCCUGCAUUCCCACUCCCAUCAGUGACAUCUAUGGUUUAGCCAUGACCUGGUCUUUAAGUACAGUGACCUUUAUUCUCAUCGCUUUUUCCUACAUCAGAAUCCUAAGUGUUGCCAUAAAACAAGGAAGAACAGACACCAGCCUCCGUAUCAAAGCCUUUCAGACCUGUGCUCCACACAUUGUUGUAUACGUGCUCUUUCAAAUCGCUUCAUUGAUUGUGAUUGUGAGUUACCGUUUCCCCUCCCUUUCCCAAGAUAUAAAGAAGUUCUUCAGCAUCCUCAUCUUCAUCAUUCCCCCAAUCAUGAACCCCAUUGUUUACGGACUGGUCAGUAAAGACUUAAGGGUCAGCUUCAUCAAACAUUUCUCUAAUCGAUUGACAAAAAUACCUAUUCGUGCUGUAGCUGGUGUUAUUAGAUAGUUUAAGUCCUGUGGUGGAACUGAAGCUUAUCAUAGAUGCUAAAGCGAGUUUAUAAAGACACAGUUCAAUUGGCGUCUGUGAAACUAGAAUUCACAGACACUGGGUUGCAGCUAUUUCAGAACGGGGCAGCUAAACCCAGGGCUGUUAAAGAGUUGAGAAAAAAACUAUGGUCAUCACUGUCUUUUUGUAGUUUGUGUCGUUUGUGUGUACUUCAAAGUCAAAUGCCACAUUUGACUUCACCAUAGAUUCUUGCAUAGCUUCCUUGUACCUUGUCCUUAGAUUUAUGAAUCCCUGCCCCUUUUAAUCAUCAAAGGGUGAACCUCAGGUCCAGAACUCAGAAUUAUAUGAAUAAUGAUAGCAUUUGUUGUUUAAAUGCACACUCAGAACAUCGUCUUCAGCCAAAGAACAAAGAACUCAAAGAUACUGAAACAGAUUAAAAGCAUGAACAUUUUCCAUUCAUUCAAAUUUCUAACUAAGUUGAAAUUAUCAAAUUAUUUUUUUAAUGAUGUUCAGUUUUCUUUAAGACCAAUCAUUACCUUGAUCACAACGGAGACCCACAGCUUUGAACCUGCUUUUCCAUUCAGACUGAAGCAGUAAAUAUACCGGAUGCGUCACUGUUCAUAAGCGCAGUAAAGCAGCAUAUGCUGGUAUGUUUGAAAACUGAAAUUUACACCAGAUGCUGAAGAAAACGCUCCACAGCAUUGGGGCCCUGAGCAAAGAUUAACUUUUGUGACAUUAGAUAAAUUAGACAGUACUAUGUGUGAAGUACCAACUAUCAACAUCUGCUUUGGGUAUUAUCUUGUAGAAAAAGCACCAAAGACCCUGACCUAAAGUAAACAGUGAAACUGGAUGUUUUGUUUCUGUUUCUUCCUAGCCCAAACCGGAGGCUACUUACGUCUGAAAUUAGAAACUCACCCUGAAUUACGAACAGCGCUGCUUAUCUACACACGUAAUAUGGAAACGACCAUAUUAUAUGUCUGGUGUAUAUAAUUUAACUGUUUAAAAUGGAAAACUGCCAGGGAAGUAGCCUAUGCAAAUCGCAUUCGCUAUCCAAUUUGCUGUCUUAUGUGCAGAAACAUAGGCGGUGUGUAAACCACCUUAAGACUUAGCUGCUGCUCUAAUUUAGAACGUUUCUCACUUCUGUUUGACCCAAUUAAAUAAUGUAUAUUUGUAUCAGGGAUUUUUUUUUUUGUUAAAUCAUUACAAUGUAGUCCUAGAUUUGUAAUACAGGAUAAAAUGCAGCUAUGUUACAUUAAAUUUAGCCCUCUCACUAUUUGGUCUUCUUUGUCUAUUUGUUCUUACAAACACUUUUAGGCCACCUUGUUUUCCUAUGCCUUUAGUGCCUUAUUGGGUUUUUGUAAAGGAAAAGCUCCAUGAAGUAAAACUCCAUAGAAAGUUUUUGCACCACUUAGGAUGCCUCCCAGGGAAAUUGUAUCCUAGCAUAAAAUUAUAUCCCAGCUAAUUAUUCAAUCUUACAUUAAUGCUACAAUGCCAACAUUAGUCACUAGGGGCUCUAGACAUUUGAAUUGCAGGUUUAGUCCCAAAGGUCACUGGCAGCCCUUAAAGUGCUUUUAGUAUAGUGCUACUUUAGUAGUAGUAGUGUGGCCUUAUCAACUCAGUUAACCUUAUUUUUUCUCUACAGCGGGGACAAGCUUGUGUGAAAGGCACAGUGUUGUGUAGUUUCUCAUUAAUAUUCUCGUGAAGCCUGCCUUUGUGCAGUUGUACUUUGGGUUGGUUGUUUGGAGAUGUUGUUUUCAUGCUACUCCUCAUUUGCCCCAUUCUGCUAAUUUGGUGAAAACUUCCCCUGCUGCUUACCAAUUAACAUUAAAAUCAUAUGAAAUGCUUCCUAUUAAUACCUGCCUCUCUUAGUCCGUCUCUGCCAGAUUGUCUAAUUGCCUUGCUCAGCUUAAUUCCCAGUACUUAUGUGCAACUCCUGCUUUCCUUCCUUUCUGUGCCUGCCCUGCCCUCAUUGGAUUCUAACCAGCUUCUGACUCUGGUCAGAACUUAAACUGCCUAUUAUCGGCCUUCACCCACCAUUGCUGCCUUCCAUCACCCUGUUCAGCCCACCACUAGGUUGUUAACCUGUCACCAGCCUGUUAAAGCAUCUUCCACAUUUUCAUCCUGCCACCAACCUGUCCUGCUUACAUCUCUAAUUCAGUCAAUGACU